Molecule: messenger RNA, 606 nt
Organism: Penicillium verhagenii
Lineage: Eukaryota; Fungi; Ascomycota; Eurotiomycetes; Eurotiales; Aspergillaceae
Product: med21 domain-containing protein
Exons: 2
Coding region: 1-606 (201 amino acids)
Biological process (GO): regulation of transcription by RNA polymerase II
Cellular component (GO): mediator complex
Molecular function (GO): transcription coregulator activity
Source: RefSeq, a predicted model, not a curated record
AUGGCCGACAUCCUAACCCAACUCCAAACCUGCCUGGACCAACUGGCAACCCAAUUCUACGCCACACUAGGCUACCUCUCAACAUACCAUGACAACAGCCCCGCGCUCCCGCCCCCCGACGUCCCCAAUGUCGUGCCCGCCCUAGCCAAGAUGACCAAGAACGAAACCUCGCCUCCAAUCCCAGCCUCACUCGCCGCAAAAGGCGACACAUCCGAAGCCGCCGGUCGCGCCUCUCCACCCGCACAACCACCACAACAACCUGGUGCCGCGGCGCCAGGCCUUGGACCACCGCUGGCGGGCGAAGACCCCAACCAGCCCCCACAGGCUGAUUCCCCGCGCACAUUCGCCAGUCGGCAGCGCGAGCUGGCCCGUGAUCUCAUUAUCAAGGAGCAGCAGAUCGAGUACUUGAUUUCGGUGUUGCCGGGCAUCGGGGCUUCGGAGGCGGAGCAGGAGGCUAGGAUUCGGGAGCUGGAGGUUCAGCUUAGGGAUGUGGAGAGGGAGAGGGAGGGGAAGGCUAGGGAGUUGAGGGGUUUGAAGAAGAAGUUGGAUGGUGUUCUUGGGGCUGUUUCUGUGGGCGUUUAUGCGGAGAGGGAGUAUCGGAAAUGA